CAAGCCUUUGUAUGAUUGUAUCUGUGAUUAAAUUAUAAGCCAAAAUCAGACCAAAAUCUUCCUCCCUUCCCAACAAUUCACCCUCUCCACUAUUAAAUUUCACAAUCUCCACGCUACACUGCAGCCCCCAACACACUUCAAACUCCUAAGAAUAGUACACACUCCCCCGCCCCACUUCCACCCACAGCUAUGCGAGGAGCAGCAGCUGCAGCACCAAACCAUUGCCAUGGAUGCUAGUGCAAGCAACAAGCUCCUCCUCACUCUCCUCUGCCUCUCAGCAGUAGCGGCAGUGGCGGUGGGAGUGGUAGUGAAGGAAGAGCCCUAUGUGGGGGUGAACAUAGGAACGGACGUGUCUUCCAUGCUCUCGCCGACGGAGCUGGUGUCCCUCCUGAAGGUUCAGCAGAUCACCCACGUCCGCCUCUACGACGCCGAUCCCGACCUCCUCCGCGCCCUCUCCAGGACGAAGAUUAGGGUCAUCGUUGGCAUCCCCAACAACCAACUGCUGGGCAUCGGCUCCUCCAAUGCCUCCGCCGCCGCUUGGGUCAAGACCAACAUCGCCUCCUUCUAUCCCGACACCGCCAUCGUCGCCAUCGCCGUCGGUGACGAGGUCCUCACCACUCUCUCCUCCGCCUCCCCUCUCCUCCUCCCUGCCAUCGAGUCCCUCCACAAUGCCCUCGUCGCCUCCAACCUCGAUUCCGUCGUCAAGGUAUCUACUCCCCACCCGGCAGACAUCAUCAUCGACCCCUCCCCUUCUCAGGCCUUCUUCAAUCAUACCCUUGAGCAAUAUCUCCUCCCCCUUUUGUCCUUCCUCCGCAGAACCGGCUCGCCAUUGAUGCUCAAUCUCUAUCCCUACUAUGUCUUUAUGCAAAACAAAGGUGUGGUUCCCCUUGACAAUGCUCUGUUCCGGCCAAUCAGUCCCACGAAAGAGGAGGUUGAUCCCAAUACUUUGCUUCACUACACCAACGUCCUCGACGCCAUGAUCGAUUCCGCGUAUGUCUCGAUGGAGAACCUCAAUUUCUCGGAUGUGCCUAUCUUAAUCACAGAAACAGGGUGGCCUUCGAAAGGGGAUCCCAAGCAGGAGCCCUACGCUACAAUCGACAACGCCGACGCCUACAACUCCAACCUCAUCAAGCACAUACUCGACAAGAGCGGGACGCCAAAGCGGCCGGAGGUGACUCCGAGCGUCUACAUCUAUGAACUGAUGAACGAAGAUCUGAGAACCAGCCCUGCUUCCGAGGCGAAUUGGGGUUUGUUCUACGGGAACGGCACGCCGGUGUACCUUUUGCACGUCUCUGGAAGUGGGGCUUUCAUGGCCAAUGACACCACCAAUAAGACGUUCUGCGUGUCCAUGGAUGGAGCAGACACUAAGUUGCUGCAGGCAGCUCUUGACUGGGCUUGCGGGCCGGGACACGCGAAUUGCUCGGCGAUUCAGCCGGGAGAAGUGUGCUAUGAUCCGAACACGGUGAAGCACCACGCAUCUUAUGCGUUUGAUAGCUAUUACCAGAAGGAAGGGAGAGUCUCUGGUUCCUGUGAUUUCAAUGGUGUCGCCAUUAUCUCUACCACUGACCCAAGUAGCGGUGCUUGUGUUUUCCCGGGAAGUAUGAAGCCUGUCAAUAACUCUGUGAAGUCCAACAAUGUUACCGGACCAAGCAAGGCUUCCAGACUGGGAGAGAUGGAAAACCAUGGUCUCAACAUUGUCAACGUUUUGUUGGUAUUUUGUAUGGCAUUUGUAUUUGUGAAUUAUUAGAAAUCAAUGUAGCAUUUUUUGCCUGAUUUAUUUAUUUAUUUAUUCAUUUGAUGUUG
Messenger RNA from Nymphaea colorata (pocket water lily), 1803 nucleotides. Its product is annotated as glucan endo-1,3-beta-glucosidase 1-like. The record is from RefSeq and is a predicted model, not a curated record. Lineage: Eukaryota; Viridiplantae; Streptophyta; Magnoliopsida; Nymphaeales; Nymphaeaceae. Gene Ontology annotation, biological process: carbohydrate metabolic process. Gene Ontology annotation, molecular function: hydrolase activity, hydrolyzing O-glycosyl compounds. Gene Ontology annotation, cellular component: plasma membrane.